UGUUCUGUUUUUUAUUCCCCUCUUCCUGCACCCAUUCUUCUUCUUCUUCUUCUUCUUCUUCACGCCGUCUCCACUUUUUAAACAUAUUUUCUUUUUAUUUAUUACUACAAGAAACAACAAAUAAAGUGGCAGAGAGAGAGAGACUCACUCACAUCAAUGCAGAAAGGCACAAAGCAAAAGGCAGAGACAAAGUAAAAAAAGAUUAGACUUUUCUUUUCAACAGCUUCGAAUCUGAAAUAAGUCUCUGAAGAAUCUCGAGGCUACCAUGUCUCUCUCCUUCCUUAUCAUCUCCGAAAAUCAAAGAAGCUACGAAGAAGAGCGUGAUUAGGUCGGGAAGAGUUGCAUUUUUACGCAGACUAAGAAGACAGAGUUGAAGUAAGAUCAGAAUGGAGUGUUUAUCUUCUGGUGAACAGAUGAGACUUUUAGAGGAACAAGACAACAAGCGACCAUACCUUGAUGUAGUAAGAUCAGCUUUAUCAGCUGCUGAGAAGAUUGAUAAUGUGAACAUUGACCAAGUAGACUUAUCUCUGCGUGAGACUAGCUCAUUGAACUACGAGGAGGCGAGCGCACUUUUGGGGAGGAUUGAGUAUCAGAAAGGGAACAUAGAGGCGGCAUUGCGAGUCUUUGAAAGGAUUGAUAUCAAUGGGAUCACAAUAAAGAUGAAAACAGCUCUAACAUUUAGACAAGAACCAAAACAUAGAAGAAGAAGAAGAAGGCCUCUUCCUCCUCCUCCCAUGUCUAAACACGCUGUUAGUAUACUCUUCGAAGCUAUUUUCCUUAAAGCAAAGUCUCUCCAGCGUCUAGGAAGGUUCCAAGAAGCUGCACAGUCUUGCGGAGUUAUUCUCGACAUAGUGGAGGCUUCUUCUUUAUCCGAAGCUGAUGUUAACUUGAAGGAGACGCUAGCGAAAGCGGCUGAGCUGCUUCCUCAGCUGUGGAAGCUAGCUGACUCGCCGCGCGAUGCUGUCUCCUCUUACAGAAGAGCGCUUCUCAAUCACUGGGAUCUUGAUCCCGAAACCACAGCGAGGAUACAGAGAGAGUACGCAGUGUUUCUUCUCUACUCCGGUGAAGAAGCUGCGUCGCCGAACCUUCGUUCUCAGAGCGAAGGAUCUUUCAUUCCGAGGAGCAACGUGGAGGAAGCUAUUCUUCUUCUCAUGUUGCUUCUCAGGAAAGUUAACCAGAAGAGAAUCAUCACCUGGGAUGCUGCGGACAUCUUGGACCAUCUCACGUUCGCUCUCACGGUGGCAGGGGAUCUAACCGCUCUGGCUAAACAGCUCGAAGAGCUUAGCCCUGAGGUGUUAGACCAGAGGGAGCUUUAUCACACAUUGUCUUUGUGUUACCACGGUGCGGGAGAAGAUCUUGUAGCGCUCGGUUUACUAAGGAAGCUGGAGGAUCCGAACAGUGUAUCUGGUUUGCUGAUGGCUUCCAAGAUAUGUGGUGAGAGGUCUGGACUCGCUGAGGAAGGCGUAGACUAUGCGAGGAGAGCUAUGGGAAGAAGCUUAGGCGACGAAUGCGUUCAGUUAGACGGUGCAGCGCAUCUUGUUUUAGGCGUUGCACUCACUGAAAGCUCGAGGGGAUCAGCGGCUACUGAGACAGAGCGUGUAGCUAGGCUAUCCGAGGGGAUGCGGACUCUGGAGUCCGCGGAUAUGGCGGACUCCAGAGUCCUGCACCGUCUGGCGUUGGAGAACGCAGAGGAGAGGAAGCUUGAUUCAGCAUUGGCUUACGCUAAGCAAGCUUUGAAGCUUGGAGGAGAGUCUGAUCUCGAAGUAUGGUUGCUUCUGGCUCGUGUUUUGUCUGCUCAGAAGCGGUUUUCAGACGCGGAGAGCGUCGUGGAUGCAGCGGUUAACGAGACGGGGAAGUGGGAGCAAGGGAAGCUGUUGCGUCUGAAGGCAAAGCUCCGUGUAGCCAGAGGAGAAGUUAAGGAUGGUAUCGAGACUUACGCACAGCUUCUCGCACUCCUUCGUGUUCAAAGCAAAAGCUUGGGUUCUGCAAAGAAUGUAGAGGGUUUGAGGAGUCUUGAGCUCGGGACGUGGCAUGAUCUCGCGCAUAUCUAUAUAAACCUCUCGCAGUGGCGUGACGCGGAGACAUGUCUCAAGAGGUCAAGACUCAUCGCUCCUUACUCUCCUGUGAUAUACCACACCGAAGGUGUUCUGUACAAGAGACGGGGCCAGUUAGAAGAAGCCAUGGAGGCGUUUAUAACUGCGCUAGACAUCGAUCCGAUGCACGUCCCGAGCCUAAUAUCCAAGGCUGAGAUUCUACUGGAGGUUGGGAACGAAUCAAGCGUAGCAGUUGUGAGAAGCUUUUUAAUGGAGGCUCUUAGGAUUGAUAGGUUGAACCACUCUGCUUGGUACACUCUUGGGAAGAUGUUCAGAGCUGAAGGAUCUGUCUCGUCUAUGCAAGAAGCUGUCGAGUGUUUUCAGGCUGCGGUUACACUGGAGGAAACAAUGCCAGUGGAGCCAUUCAGAUGAUUCUUUUGUAUCAUUUGAUGUGUAGUUUAUAAAUGUUAAGGGUUAUACAGAGUUUUAACGAAACUCAAUAUGUUUUUGUCAGGUUAUAUUGUAACAUUGAUAAUAGAGAACUUUAAGAGAAAACAAAGUGAGGG
Messenger RNA from Raphanus sativus (radish), 2599 nucleotides. RefSeq names its product protein NPGR2-like. Gene Ontology annotation, molecular function: protein binding. Lineage: Eukaryota; Viridiplantae; Streptophyta; Magnoliopsida; Brassicales; Brassicaceae. Bases 387 to 2465 code for a protein of 692 amino acids. The transcript is spliced from 4 exons. The record is from RefSeq and is a predicted model, not a curated record.